AUGAAGCGCAUCUUCUCCUGCUCCAGCUCACAGGUGGCGGUAGUGACUUGUGGAACAUUGAAAGGACCACAGGGAUGUCUCUUUUCUUUGGCUUGGCAUCCUAACCAUCUCCCUCUUUUCUUUCUCCACACCACCCCCAUCAUACAAUUUGUGGCUCUGGACCAGGUGGAGAGAUGGAACCGCCGUGAUCAGAAGCUGCUGGAGGCAGUGCAGCGAGGGGAUGUGGGACGCGUGGCUGCCCUGGCCUCCAGGAAGUCGGCCCGACCCACCAAGCUAGACUCGAACGGCCAGUCCCCGUUUCAUCUGGCAGCCUCCAAAGGCUUGACAGAAUGUCUGACUAUACUGCUUGCAAAUGGGGCCGACAUCAAUAGCAAGAAUGAGGAUGGAAGCACCGCCCUGCACUUGGCCACCAUCUCCUGCCAGCCACAAUGUGUCAAGGUCCUGCUGCAGCACGGUGCCAAUGAAGAUGCUGUGGAUGCGGAAAAUCGUAGUCCGUUGCACUGGGCAGCCUCCUCUGGCUGUGCCUCAAGUGUGCUCCUGUUGUGUGACCACGAAGCCUUCCUGGAUGUCCUGGAUAACGAUGGACGUACCCCCCUGAUGAUUGCAUCACUGGGUGGUCACGCAGCUAUCUGCUCACAGCUACUGCAGAGAGGCGCCCGAGUAAAUGUCACAGACAAAGAUGACAAAUCGGCUCUGAUCCUGGCCUGUGAGAAAGGCAGCGCUGAGGUGGCUGAACUGCUCCUGAGCCAUGGAGCAGAUGCGGGGGCAGUGGACAGCAUGGGGCAUGAUGCUCUGCAUUAUGCUCUACGCACACAAGACAAGGUGCUGUGGAGGCUACUGCGGCAGGCCCUGAACCGGCGGUGGCGGGGAGGUCAGGGACUAGUUCAACAUCCAGAUCUUCCAUCUCAGGCCUCUCCAUCUGAGCCUCAGGUGGGUUCUCCACAGAAGAGCCCAUGGAGAGCGGAGCCUGAGGAGGAGCAGGAGGAAGAGGAGGAUGAAGAAGACCCAUGCUUAGAGGAGUGGAGGUGGAAGUAUGAAGAGGAACAAAGGAAAGUUUCUCAGUUGGAGCAGGAGCUGAUACGAAAGACAGAAGAGUGUAAAUCUCAAGCUGCAGCCUACCUGGGCCUGGAGAACCAGAUUCGGGAGCAGGUGCAGGAGCUGGGGCACCUCCUAUCCCGAGAGCCCAGAGCUCCAAGAGAGCAGGGCUCUAGUCUCCAGCCUGGAGGAGAUGGCAUAGAGCAGGGUUGUCCCCUGGACCUGCUGACUGAGCACAUACAAGAGCUAAAGAAGCAGCAGCAAGCAGCAGCUGCAGCUGCAGGAAACCCAAUAUUAGCUUCCAAGAAGGCAGAGGAUUCAGCCCCAGGGGAGAUCCAGUAUGAAGCCCAUGUGAGGGCCCAACCAGAAGAACAAGGGCCACCCCAGAGCCCAAGGUCUGAGACCAUUGGGAAAGCCACAGGACAGCAACUUACCACCAAUGGUGGACAGGCCCUUAGCCCUGAUCAUACUGACCAGCUGCAUGCUGACCAGAAGGAGAGGCCCCAGGCCCCAGGGACUGAACCAACAGGCACAAUGGCUGAACCAGUGGGCACAGCAGCCAUGAACCAGCUCCUGCUACAACUAAGGGAGGAGCUGGCUGCUGUGUGGCGAGAAAAGGAUGCUGCCCGGGGGGCUUUGUCAAGACAGGUCUUGGAGGGAGCUCUGGGGACACCCCGGGCUGAGGCUGCAGCAGCUGCCUGGGAGAAGAUGGAGGCCAGGUUGGAGCAGGUGCUGGUGAGGCUGGAUCGGGCAAAGGCAGGACUACAGAUGAAACCUGAGGCCCCUGCCCAGGAGCACAGAGAGAGAGCCCCAAAGGCAGGCCCAGGGACCAUCACCAAAGAGGAUGAAGGGAGGGAGAAAAGGGCUCCUGGGGCCCGGGGAGAGACUCUAGGGGCCCCUGGAGGGGAACAGAUGCCUGGAGAAGGCCUGGCAAAGGGACAGCUGGAGAAAGAGGUGUCAGCACUGAGACUGAGCAACAGUAACUUGCCGGAGGAGUUGGCGGAGCUGGGGCAGGAGCGGCAGCGGUUGCAGCGGGAGCUGCAGUCCCUGACCCAGCGGCUCCAGCGGGAGUUUGUGCCUAAGCCAGAGGCACAGGUCCAGCUACAGCAGUUGCGGCGGAGUGUGGGGCUGCUGACAGAUGAACUGGCCAUGGAGAAGGAGGCCACCGAGAAGUUGCGGAAGCGCCUGGCCACCCAGAGCAGCGGCCUCCGAGGGCUGUGGGACUGCCUGCCCCCAGACCUGGUGGGCAAGGGGAGUACACGAGGCAUAGCCGAGCCCCUGGAGGAGCUGCAGGCCUGCAUCAGCACCCUGGUAGACAGGCACCGUGAGGCCCAGCAGGUGCUGGCUAGGCUGGAGGAGGAAAAUCAGCAGCUGCGAGGGUCCCCUGCCCCACGUGCGGAGCCAAGCACCCCCUCAAAGGACCCAGCAUCCCCCCAAGUGGCUGCUCUGGAGCAAGACUUGGGGAAGCUGGAGGAAGAGCUGCGGGCCGUUCAGGCCACAAUGAGUAGAAAGAGCCAGGAGAUUGGGAAGCUGAAGCAGCUGCUUUACCAGGCCACAGAGGAAGUGGCUGAGCUGAGGGCCCGAGAGGCGGCCAGCCUGCGGCAGCAUGAGAAAACUCAGGGUUCACUGGUGGCUCAGGCCCAGGCUUGGGGCCAGGAGCUAAAGGCUUUGCUGGAAAAGUAUAACAUAGCCUGCCGGGAAAUGGGUCGGCUGCGGGAGGCUGUGGCCGAGGAGCGCCGCAGGAGCGGGGACCUGGCUGCAAGGGCUGCCGAGCAGGAGCGCCAGGCCAGCGAGAUGCGCGGGCGCUCGGAGCAGUUUGAGAAAACAGUGGAGCUGCUGAAAGAGAAGAUGGAGCAUCUCAUUGGGGCUUGCCGGGAUAAGGAGGCCAAGAUCAAGGAAUUGUUGAAGAAGCUGGAGCAGCUUUCAGAGGAGGUCCUAGCAGUUCGGGGAGAAAAUGCUUGCCUUGCCCUGCAGUUGCAGGAUUCCCAGAAGAACCACGAAGAGAUCAUCUCCACCUAUAGGAAUCAUCUGCUGAAUGCUGCUCAGGGCUACAUGGAACAAGAUGUGUACAAUAUCCUACUGCGAAUCCUCAGCAUGCAGGAGGACUGAGGCAGCCUGUGCCCUGAGGAAUUCCAGAUUUCUCUGUAGUGAGUUGAGGGAUAAGGGAAGGAGCCUGGGAGAAAUGACUUGGGAAAGGAGGCUUAAG
Molecule: messenger RNA, 3241 nt
Organism: Diceros bicornis minor
Lineage: Eukaryota; Metazoa; Chordata; Mammalia; Perissodactyla; Rhinocerotidae
Gene: ANKRD35
Product: ankyrin repeat domain 35
Exons: 13
Coding region: 1-3144 (1047 amino acids)
Molecular function (GO): actin binding
Source: RefSeq, a predicted model, not a curated record